Messenger RNA from Anisakis simplex (herring worm), 264 nucleotides. Lineage: Eukaryota; Metazoa; Nematoda; Chromadorea; Rhabditida; Anisakidae. The record is from the annotation of a GenBank genome assembly.
AUGCUUUCACUCGCAAGUUCGCAGACAAAGCUGAGCGGUGCAAAUACUGGCUCACAAAAUCAUGCAGUUAUUGGUACAAAUACACAAGCAACCUACCAUGUCUAUCCACAAAGACGCCCGAUUGCGUUUAGUCGAAACGACAAGACUCUUCUCAUGCAGAUGAAACAAGCCGUUCACGAUAAUUUGAAUCCAUUUCUGGGAAUCUGUUUCAACGAGAAAGAGGAACUGCUCGUUUUUUGGAAAUUUUGUGCGAGGUAUCAGUAA